CUGGCUAUAAAGCCUCACUGUGACGAGGGGGCCUCUGCAAAGGAGCUCAAGUGCAAGUGAGAAAAAGAGACGAAGGACAGAGAACAGAGAAGACUGCAGUUCCUCUCGCUCCCCGCCUCCUCCUCCUGUUCAAGCUGCAGUCAUGGCCAAGAACCUGCUGAAGAACCCCAGUGGGGAAGAGCUUCUGGACUUCUGGGAGCUGACGGAGAACGGCGGGAGUCAGUGGAAAGUGGAGGAGAUACCGGGAGACUGCGGCUCCGACUGCGGCCUCGACGGAGUGACCAAAUACUUUGCAACCUCCUUUGAGCUGUGUCUGAAGAGGCAGGUGAUCGACUUGUUGGCGGAGGAUUACUCCAGCGAGCAGUUGGACGCUCAGCCUCCCGUCACCGUGGAAGACUGGUACUGUGGGAGGUCGGACUGCGGCUGCACGUACCAGAUGACCGUGACUCUGCUGGAUGAGAACCAGGAGGUCAUCGAGGAGUUCAAACCUGAUCCGGUGACCCAUGACCCCGACAGUGACGAAUGCUCCUGGAAGCAGGUCAGCCACACGUUCUCUGAGUACGGCCCUGGAUUGCGUUUCAUCACCUUCGAACACGGAGGACAGGACACAAAGUUCUGGGACGGAUGGUUCGGAGUCCGAGUCACUGGCAGCUCUGUGACUGUGGAGGUCUGAAGGAGGGGGGGGAAGUGAAAGAGGAGAAGGGAACCAAGUAGUUAUAACACUGGAAGGUAACGGAGGACAGGGAACUGGAGUCAUAUAAGGACUCCAGGGAGGUUUCUAGGUUUCAAUAGGACCAGCUUUGCCUUGUGCUAACACCUCGUUCUUAAUGCUGUCAAAACAAACUGCUGCUAUGAAGACUGCACUAACAAAGGAAAACACCGUCAUGGUGGCACAGCAGCUUUACUAACUUUAAGAUAUUCAAAUGACUGCUUGCAACACAGACAUUAUUAUGGUCUGUUAACUACUACCUCUGCACAGUGACUUACUUUAGUGUUAACCUAAACCAUGUGUUUGGUGGAUAGAGGUGUAAAUGAUCAAGAUAUCGAUUUCAAAUUGGACUCUGAAAUAAAAUCUUAACUAAAUAAUUGCCUGUUUUGUCAGUUUGACUGUUAGUUUUAAGAUGUUUUCCACUAAGAGUCCCUUUUGUUCGUCCCAAUAAUGAUUGCAUUUUGACUGUAGAUGUAUUGAUUGACGUGUGGUCACGGUUUGUCCUCAAUUAUAAUAAAACGGACCUUGGACGUUUCAAAAUGUGGGGCUGAGGAAAUGAA
This is a messenger RNA of Notothenia coriiceps (black rockcod), 1269 nucleotides long. It is a transcript of the gene fbxo2, whose product is annotated as F-box protein 2. The record is from RefSeq and is a predicted model, not a curated record. Gene Ontology annotation, cellular component: SCF ubiquitin ligase complex; cytoplasm. Gene Ontology annotation, molecular function: ubiquitin protein ligase activity. Gene Ontology annotation, biological process: ERAD pathway; SCF-dependent proteasomal ubiquitin-dependent protein catabolic process; glycoprotein catabolic process. The coding region runs from base 143 to 673 and encodes 176 amino acids. The transcript is spliced from 6 exons. NCBI's taxonomy places the organism in Eukaryota, Metazoa, Chordata, Actinopteri, Perciformes, Nototheniidae.